AUGAUUCUAGGUACCGGCUGGGCAAGCUUCCGAGUGCUUGCCGACAUUGAUACUAAGAAAGCGGAUGUCACGGUGGUAUCUCCACGAAACCAUCUGCUGUUUACACCGAUGUUGGCUUCUUCUGCGCUGGGCACGGUGAAUCAACGAUCCAUUUGCCAACCAGUGCGGCCCAUGGUAGCCAAGAAGAAUGCCACCUACUACGAAAGCGCAGUUGUAGCCAUUGACAGAGAUGGCAAGAAGGUCACCUGCAGAACUGACGCCGGCCAGGAGUACAAGCUGCCCUAUGAUAAGUUGGUUGUUGGAGUGGGCUUUCAGCCCAACGACUUCAACAUCCCUGGCGUAAAGGAACAUGCUUUGUUCAUGAAAGAGACGGCAGAUGCCACAAGAUUCAAGGACCACGUCUUGGAGAAGUUGGAGGAAGCAUCCUACCACCACGCCCUGGAUAGCGACCUCACAGUUAGCGAUGAAGAAAGGGCACGCAUUCAGGACUUGCUGACCUUCGUAGUUGUAGGAGGUGGCCCGACAGGUGUGGAGCUUGCAGGUGAACUGACUGACUUCCUCUACAGCGAGGGCGCAAAGCUUUACGGACACCUGAAGCACUACAUCCGCGUGCACAUGUUCACCUACGAUAUCUUGAACACCUUCGAUCAAGAUUUGCAGGACUAUGCCAUUUCCCAUCUUCAGAGAAAGCAAAACGUGCAGAUCCAUCUCGGUGCUUUCGUGCAGAAAGUGGAGCCGGAUGUAGUUCACGUCAAGACAGGGGAGAGCUUGAUGUCGAUUCGAUAUGGCACUCUAGUGUGGUGUGCCGGAAUCAAGCCCCACCCUUUCAUCAAGUCGUUUGGCUUCAUGAUGAAUGACAGGGGAUCCCAAAUCCUUGUGGAUCCCUACUUGAAAGUGAAGGGGGAGGAGGACAUCUACGCUAUCGGGGACUGUUCCACCAUAGAAGACUAUUGGCUUCCGCAAACUGCGCAAGUCGCCAAUCAGCAGGGGCAAUAUCUGGCCAAAGUGCUGAGCCAGAAAGACCCCAUCAACAUAAAGCCGUUUGAGUUCCACAACAAGGGCACGAUGGCCUAUCUCGGUGGGUUCAACGCUGUCAUGGCCAAGCUCCCUGGAAUCAGCAAAGUGACCGGAUUCGUUGCAUUUCUUGGCUGGCGGUUCACCUACUGGUUUCUGCAGCUAUCGAUGAGAAACCGUUUCAUGUUGCUCACCGACUGGUUGCGAACCUUGAUCUUCGGACGUGACCUCACAAGAUUCGGGCCUCGAUCCAAGCCCACCUGA
Symbiodinium pilosum is the source of this 1278-nucleotide messenger RNA. The record is from the annotation of a GenBank genome assembly. NCBI's taxonomy places the organism in Eukaryota, Dinophyceae, Suessiales, Symbiodiniaceae.